AUGUCUCGCGAGGAGUACCAGAUCCCCACCUCCACCGCCGACCACGCCCCGAAGCCCUACGGAGGCGUCGACGCCGUCAGCUCCAAGAACCCCAACCUCGUCUACAUCUGCGGCGACUGCGGCGUCAAGUCCUCCGACCACCAGACAGUGCCCUUUUUGAGGUGCAAGUUCUGCGGUUGUCGUAUUCUCUACAAGGAUCGUACUAAGCGUAUGGUUCAGUUUGAGGCGCGAUAA
Molecule: messenger RNA, 234 nt
Organism: Scedosporium apiospermum
Lineage: Eukaryota; Fungi; Ascomycota; Sordariomycetes; Microascales; Microascaceae
Exons: 2
Coding region: 1-234 (77 amino acids)
Biological process (GO): DNA-templated transcription
Cellular component (GO): RNA polymerase III complex; RNA polymerase II, core complex; RNA polymerase I complex
Molecular function (GO): DNA-directed RNA polymerase activity; zinc ion binding; DNA binding
Source: RefSeq, a predicted model, not a curated record